CUUUGUCUUCCUGGAUACUUUAUCUGGUUAUGUCUUCGGAUGUUAUUACCCUAGUCCAGCGCAUCAUUAGCACCGGGACAAACAUUCUGGGGACAGCUCUCGUUGGCGCGCAACUUUUGAACAGUAGCUCACUGUCGACUCAGCUCGCAAGUACAAGGGAGUUCAUCCGAAAAAUUGAGAAAUUUGUUCAGAAAGUCCAGCCGCAUGAGCGUGAAAAGAUUGAACGCGGACAGCCCGGUUAUUUCGAAGGAUUGACGAAGAAACUCCGGAGGAUGAGCCAUCAUCUGACCAAAGGCGAGCAGCGUCUCGUCGAAUCCGAUAAAAUUGGCCAGAUUGCACAUCAAUAUACACCAGCCGUCCUGGGCUUGAACGAGCUGAAGCAAAAAGUGCAAAGAAUCGUAGACGACCUCAAGGCUGUUCAUGCAGACUUACUUAAAACGACCAAUGCCAUUCGGGCCCGGAUUCCUGAGAUAGAUGGCGAUAGCGACCCAGAGGACGAUACUAAAGCAACUGCAUCAUCGAGUGCGAUCAUGCUCUAUCCCGUGGAUCAAUCCAAUAUCCUUCCGGUUUUGUCGAGCGAUAGGCCUUCAGCCUCAUCACUUGUGCCAGCUGAGCAAUUUGAGAUCCCAGCAGUUUCUCGAUCUGCACACAAGCAAGGCGCCUGAGAUGUUAUGAGCUCCGGCAACGACACCCCAUCAGCCUAGGCUCAGUUAGGGUUCAAGUUGCAAAUUUUCGGGCCUUUUUGAUGACGAGAUACUGCCGCGAAACGAACAUAAGGGAUGGCCAUACGCAUUGUAUAGAGGAUGCAAAGAUAAACAUAUGAAUCGUGAGAUGGUCACCCUUUUGAAUGUAAGGCAUGUAGUACAGGUACAUAUCCCAGGCCAACCACCAGGAGCAUAGCAUACUGCCCAA
Molecule: messenger RNA, 912 nt
Organism: Postia placenta MAD-698-R-SB12
Lineage: Eukaryota; Fungi; Basidiomycota; Agaricomycetes; Polyporales; Adustoporiaceae
Exons: 6
Coding region: 30-665 (211 amino acids)
Source: RefSeq, a predicted model, not a curated record